Molecule: messenger RNA, 1204 nt
Organism: Xenopus tropicalis (tropical clawed frog)
Lineage: Eukaryota; Metazoa; Chordata; Amphibia; Anura; Pipidae
Gene: gjb7
Product: gap junction protein beta 7
Exons: 2
Coding region: 120-863 (247 amino acids)
Biological process (GO): cell communication; transmembrane transport
Cellular component (GO): gap junction; connexin complex; plasma membrane
Source: RefSeq, a predicted model, not a curated record
UUCAUUGUCACAGUGAGUGCCUUUCAGAGUACAUGGAGUGAAGAUUAAUUUUUAAUGCAUCGGGAAAGCUGUUGGCUUUUUAUCUUCUGUAGCCGCUUUGAACAUUUCAUAGUCGUGAGAUGAGUUGGUCAUUUUUGCGUGAUAUCUUGAGCGGAGUGAAUAAAUAUUCCACAGGCAUUGGAAGAAUCUGGCUUUCGGUUGUGUUCAUUUUCCGACUUUUGGUCUAUGUCGUUGCUGCAGAAGCUGUGUGGAAAGAUGAACAGAAAGAAUUUGAGUGCAACAUCAGACAGCCCGGGUGCGAAAAUGUCUGCUUUGAUCAGUUCUUCCCCAUCUCCCAGGUGCGCCUUUGGGCUCUACAGCUGAUUAUGGUGUCAACACCCUCGCUUCUUGUUGUUCUUCAUGUGGCCUAUCGGGAAAGCAGGGAGAAGAGGCACAACAAGAAGCUGUAUGCCAACACUGCAGACAUGGAUGGGGGAUUAUGGUGUACAUAUGUCAUAAGUCUUCUCUUUAAGACUGUGUUUGAAUUUGGAUUUCUUGUACUUUUCUACAAACUGUAUGGUGGUUUCAGUGUGCCACGACUGGUGAAAUGUGAUAUGGAUCCCUGCCCCAAUGUUGUGGACUGCUAUAUCUCCAAACCUACAGAGAAGAUGAUUUUUCUCUAUUUUGUGGUCACAACCUCAGGACUUUGCAUUUUGCUUAAUGUUAGCGAGUUAUUUUACCUUAUUUUCAGAUACUGUACAAAAUUCUACCUGAAAAAGCAGGCAAACAAAAUGGCACAAGAAACAUGUGAUUGCAAGAAUAAGCAACAUAACCUAAUACCCAUUACAUCUGAGCAGGCGGGCACUGAUGUGCCUGAUGGUUAAAAGCUACAAAUAAUUCAUGAACAGGGCAUUACUGGGACAGUGCAAGAUGUAAAAAUAUGUAUUUUGCAAACUGAAAGAAAUCCUGUGGGAUGUUUAACUGCCACCCCUUUCAACUGUGAGAGGAUGAGUUUUCUACAUCAUUUUUGUGCUUCCCUAUUAGACAGUCAGAUCAUGGUCUGAAUUAGAUGUGCUUUUUGGAUGGGAUUGUGUUUUAUAACAUAGGUAUGGGAUCCAUUAUCUAGAAUCCCAUUAUCCAGAAAGCUCCAAAUUUUGGGAAAGUCAUCUCCCAUAGACUCCAUUUUAUUUAAAUAAUUUCUGUCUAAAUAUUAAAGCUUAUCUUG